Molecule: messenger RNA, 2388 nt
Organism: Talaromyces marneffei
Lineage: Eukaryota; Fungi; Ascomycota; Eurotiomycetes; Eurotiales; Trichocomaceae
Exons: 2
Coding region: 1-2388 (795 amino acids)
Biological process (GO): cell wall modification; pectin catabolic process
Cellular component (GO): extracellular region
Molecular function (GO): pectinesterase activity; polygalacturonase activity
Source: RefSeq, a predicted model, not a curated record
AUGUUGGGCUUAAUUGCUCUCUCAUUUAUUGCCUACUUAGCUGUCACACAAGCCUUUCCCAGGGAGCCAGUUCCUUCAAAGCAUAUUCCCUGUGGACAUUCAAAUGGCUGUUCUCCCGAUCCGUGGGCUAAGCUCUAUCCUUCACCGGGUGCCGUGGUGGUGGACAAUAGCGCAAAUCCGUACCCAGGAUCAUUCUCGACAGUGCAAGCGGGUGUCAACGCUCUCAAUAGUACAGCGACCCGUCCGCAAAGUCUUUUUAUCUUUCCUGGAACGUACAGAGAGCAAGUUUAUAUCCCAAAACUUAAGUCGAAUUUGACUGUUCAAGGCCACACCCAUAAUUCGAAAGGCUACGAGCAAAACACUGUUACAAUCACCUACAAUCUUGCUCUCAUCAACACUACGAACGAUGAUCUUACAGCAACUCUCCGCUUGUGGAAUCCUAAUACCAAAGUUUACAACCUUAACGUGGUCAAUACAUUUGGGCACAUUCCCAAGAACGGUCAAAACUUGGCCGUUUCUGCGGAGGCCACCGGCCAGGGCUAUUAUGGGUGUCAACUGAUCGGAUAUCAAGAUACGCUGCUUGCCGAAACUGGACUGCAGCUCUAUGCAAAAUCCCUGAUUGUUGGUGCAGUCGACUUCAUCUUUGGACAAGCUGCUCUUGCAUGGUUCGAAAAUAUUGAUAUCCGUACUAUUGCCGCAGGGUCUGUCACUGCUUCAGGCCGCAGCAGUGCUACAAACCCGUCUUGGUACGUGAUUAACCGAUCAAAUGUUUCCGCCAUCAACAACACCAUCCCAGCUGGUGUCAACUACCUCGGUCGGCCUUGGGGCUCCUUCGCCCGGGUAGUCUUUCAAGAGACCUACCUAGGGAACAUUAUCGCUCCCCCCGGAUGGUCACAGUGGUCAACGAGUACGCCCAAUAUUGGCAAUGUCACAUUGGCAGAGUUUAACAAUUACGGUCCUGGAUCAGCUCUUCAACAAGGCUCCAGAGCAAAAUUUAGUGAACAGCUAACUCAGCCAAUUUCUAUACGGUCUAUUCUAGGAGAGCAUUUUGAGAAUGAGUGGUGGGUAGAUACUGCUUAUCUUGAUAAUAACGAUGUUACGACCGGGGCAUCUACCUGGACGACAACUACUAUUCCUACAUCCGGUUCAACGUUUGCAUCUUCUUCGAUCUCUAUCUCGUCAUCUUCUGCUCCAAGUACUAUAUCUACUGCUGCAACAUUCACAUCUUCCGUGACUUUCAGCAGUGCUUUGACUCUCACCACAGUAUCCUCGGUUUCCGUGCCUUUGAUAUCUCCGUCUGUAACGACCUCAACUCCAAUGGCAGCUUCCUCAGCCACAUCUUGCAUAUGCACGGAUUAUUCUCAAAUAUCAUCCGCCGUCACCUCAUGUACUAACAUUGUUCUAUCCAAUAUCGCUGCUCCAAACGGUUCCGCAAUCGAUCUAUCUGGUCUCCAGGCUGGAACUACGGUGACUUUUGACGGCUCAACUACCUUUGGAUUCACAAAUUCCUCCAGUUUCAACCCAAUGACCAUCAGUGGCGUUGGUAUCACCAUCACUGCGAACCCAGGGGCCAUCAUUGACGGCAAUGGUCAAGCAUAUUGGGAUGGUCUAGGCUCCAAUGGGGGUGUUCCCAAGCCGGACCAUUUCAUCGUGGUCAAGAGAGUGACCGCGAACUCAGUAGUGAAGAAUUUGUAUAUUCAGAACUGGCCGACUCAUUUGUUCUCAAUUUCCAGUUCCUCAGACGUCGUCUUCCAGGACUUGGUUUUGAAUAAUACCGCAGGCAAUGCUCCCAAUGCACUUAGUAGCGGACUCGCUGCAGCACAUAAUUCUGAUGGAUUUGAUUUAAGCUCAUCGAACAAUAUCGUCGUUGAGAGAACCCUUGUAUACAAUCAGGAUGACUGUGUGGCGAUCACAAGUGGCGAUAACGUGACCGUGUCAAAUGUGGAAUGCCAUGGUGGUCAUGGUCUCAGCAUCGGAUCGGUCGGUGGCAAGAGCAACAACAACGUAACGAACAUUCGGUUCGCUGAUUCCUCAGUCAUCAACUCCCAAAACGGAUGCCGUAUCAAGACCAACUACAAUACAACUGGCUACAUCGCCAACAUCACUUAUUCCAAUAUUGUAAUUAGGGAUGUUUCCAUCUAUGGUGUCGACGUGCAGCAGGACUACCUCAAUGGUGGGCCAACUGGGACACCAACAAAUGGAGUUUUCAUUGAGGAUGUGCUUUUCCAAAAUGUUACUGGAACAGCGACUUCAUCGGCGCAGGACUAUUAUGUUUUGUGUGGUGACGGUUCCUGCUCGAACUUCACGUUCACUGACGUUGCGAUUACUGGUGGUAGUAGGUCAAGCAGUUGCAAUUAUCCUAAAAGUGGAUGUCCCCUGGCAUCGUGA